Talaromyces proteolyticus is the source of this 1257-nucleotide messenger RNA. RefSeq names its product NADH:flavin oxidoreductase. Gene Ontology annotation, molecular function: oxidoreductase activity; FMN binding. The transcript has 7 exons. NCBI's taxonomy places the organism in Eukaryota, Fungi, Ascomycota, Eurotiomycetes, Eurotiales, Trichocomaceae. The coding region runs from base 1 to 1257 and encodes 418 amino acids. The record is from RefSeq and is a predicted model, not a curated record.
AUGGAGUUGCUUAUGAAGGACCCCAUUAAACUCCCAUGUGGUCUUUGGCUGCAAAAUCGACUAGUGAAGGCCGCUAUGGCUGAGGAUAUGGCAGAUAGUAGCCAUUUGCCUCACAGCAAAUUUCUUGAAGCGUAUGGGAAAUGGGCAAAAGGAGGCUGGGGUGGCAUUCUCACCGGCAACAUUCAGGUGGAUGUACGCUAUCUAGGGAACUACAACGAUCUAGCAAUAGAUGAAUUUGAUGAUGAUACCAAUGCGGUACUUGAUACGUGGAGGCUAUAUGCAAAUCGCUGCCAGGAGCACGGCACCCCUGUCAUUGCCCAAAUAUCUCAUCCUGGUCGCCAAUCUCGAAGAGGAGCGGGUCGAAGAGGGAUUUUCACCCCGACUAUCGCACCAAGUCCGAUUCCACUAUAUCUUGGGGAUGGUUAUGUUGCAUCCUGUAUCAGUUCUAUGGUUUUUGGUAAACCAAGGGAAAUGUCCAUUAACGAUAUCAAGCAGGUCAUCCACCAGUUUGUCAACUGUGCCCGUAUCUUGGCAAUAUGUGGAUUCUCAGGAAUUGAGCUACAUGCUGCUCAUGGUUUCCUCUUAUCCCAAUUUCUUUCUCCCCGAACCAACAGACGCCUGGAUGAAUACGGAGGAAGCAAUGAUAAACGUGUUCGAAUUGUUCUUGAGAUCAUUAAGGGCAUUCGCGAGGUUGUACCCAGUGGUUUUUGCAUUGGAGUUAAAUUCAACUCUUCAAGCGAUGAUUCCUCAACCUUUGAGGAUAGCAUGCGUCAGAUUGGACUUCUCGUUGAAGCAGGAAUAGACUUUUUAGAGAUUUCAGGAGGAACAUUCGAAGACCCGAUUAUGAUGGGCCGCGGCACGUACUCCGAUAGAAAAACCCACAGAUCACAUGGCACAUUGGCUCGUGAAGCUUUCUUCUGGGAAUACGCGGUAAAAACAAGAAAAAGGUUCCCAAACCUAAUCCUCAUGCUCACUGGAGGGUUUCGGUCUCGCCAGGGUAUCGAGGACGCCUUGCAAAACAAUGUUUGCGAUCUGGUUGGCAUUGGGCGUCCUGCUGUUAUCAACCCUGCAUAUCCACGAUUAAUUAUGACGAACACGUCUCCGGACCACCAAGCAAAAGUUUCCUUGAACAAGGUUGCCACUCCAUUCUGGUCGACUUUCUUUCAAAUCAAUGCUCUUGGAGGAGGUGCCGAAACUUUUACGGACCUCAAUGAUGAUCGUGGGAAGGAGAUCAAGAACCCACACACAAUUCCCUGA